Molecule: messenger RNA, 906 nt
Organism: Mytilinidion resinicola
Lineage: Eukaryota; Fungi; Ascomycota; Dothideomycetes; Mytilinidiales; Mytilinidiaceae
Exons: 2
Coding region: 1-906 (301 amino acids)
Molecular function (GO): protein binding
Source: RefSeq, a predicted model, not a curated record
AUGACAUUAGGCUUCAUGCCUCUCCCGCCGCCGUACUCGCAGGCCGGGACGUCGUCUCAACGAUUCUCCCUCGUGACAAAUUUCAAGACCUUCACUACCAUGGCAGAGAUCUUCGUCGGACCAAAGGAGACGCGGUUCCUGGUGCAUCGCGAGCUUUUAACACACCACUCACCCUUCUUCACGGCAGCGCUGAACGGCUCCUUCGCGGAAAGCAUCUCGCAGACCGUGAAACUCCCCGCCGAGAACCCAGCCAUCUUUGAGCUGUGCGUCGCGUGGCUCUACACCUCCCAGCUCGACCCCCUCGUCUUCUUCAAAGACGGCAAGCCCGCCUACUACACGCUCCUCAACCUGUACGCGCUCGCGGACCGCCUCGCCCUCGAGGCCCUGCGCAACCAGACCAUCGACCAGAUCUCCGACCUCGCCGAGCAGACCAACUCGGUGCUCACGCCGUCAGACACGCGCAUCCUGUACGAGGAGAUCAGGGACAACGCGCCCCUCCGCGCCCUCGUCAUCGACCUCUUCGCCUUCAAGAAGACGGACAAGCUGCUCGCCGAGCACCCGGACGACUGGCACCCGCUCUUCUUGCGCGACCUGGCCGUGUACCUCAAGCGGCCGGGCACCGCGGCGCUGCUGCGGCACUCGCUGCAGCCGUGGCGGCCCGUGUCGUGGCAGGUGACCAAGGCGUGCGAUGAGUGCUCGAGGGUACUGGAGCCGGGGGCGAGGGCGAGUGCGUGUGUCAGCUGUGCCAAGGUGUAUUGUUUGAGGUGUUUGCAGAGGGGCGAGGGGAGGGCGGGGUUUGAGACGGGGACGUGUAGGCCGUGGAAGGGGGGGAGGUGUCGAUUGUAUCAUGAGCAUCGGGAGACGGAGGCGUGUCAGGAUUUGGUUAUGGGGAGGGGAGGGGAAUAG